Molecule: messenger RNA, 1324 nt
Organism: Amorphotheca resinae ATCC 22711
Lineage: Eukaryota; Fungi; Ascomycota; Leotiomycetes; Helotiales; Amorphothecaceae
Exons: 3
Coding region: 59-1324 (421 amino acids)
Source: RefSeq, a predicted model, not a curated record
UCGCAAGCGGGCUCUCAAUGAGAGAAAGUCGUCAUACCGCGCGGUGAGCCAGUCCUCUAUGAUCUCGAUAUCUACGACAUCAGAGUUUCUCGAGAACAAGGUUGCACAGUUGAGCUCAGAGCUGGAGUAUCUUGAAGCCUAUCGACAUGGUUUACUCGACGUCGAGAAGGCGGCGAUGGCCAAGGGCGUCGCAAAAGAAUUGAAGAAGGUCGAAAAAAGGAUUCUCCCUGUCGGGAAGGAGCUUGUCUGUCUCAAAAGACAGAAGAAGUUUAUUGAUGACGAUUUGAACGAGAGCCUUCCGAGACAUGCGACAGUUGAAGAUGCAUACGCAGCCUUGAUUGUCAACAAAGUUAUGUCAGCCGGAAUACAGAACUCACGUAACUUCAAACAGACACGUUUUGCGGAUGGAGUUUGUGAGUACUACAAUGCAGUCCAACGCUCCAAGGACGGCAGAAAAAUGAAAUGGUGCCAUAUCUUUGCAGAUUGGCUCCCUGCAGAUUGUGUCAAGGUAGCGCAUCUGGUCCCAAAGCUCCUAGAGUCUGAGGAAUUGAGUUACUUCUUCGGUGUUGGAGAAGUAGUUCUUUCGGCCCCCAACAACGGUCUAACGCUCUACCGGAGCAUGGAGCAAUCCCUCGACCGGGGAACCAUCGUGAUUGUCCCUGUGCCUCCGAAAAAUGCCGACGAAUUGACGCGAUGGAAGUGCGUCCUUGUCGACAAGACAAUGUCGAACCAGACUUUUUUUCCAGGUCGCAAAUAUAAGGAGGUUGAUGGAAAGGAACUUACUUUUCUCGGUACAAACCGACCGGCACGUCGGUAUCUGUACUUUCGCUACAUCGUGACCUACCUAUAUCGGCAGAGGGUCGGGUCCAUGGAUUGGAGAGCAGAGAUCGAAGCACAGGGGAAAAUGUGGGCGACUCCAGGAAAAUACCUUCGCAACUCAAUGCUCACCACUUUGGCCCGGAGAAUUUCUGAUCAGUACUUGCCAGAAGUAUUUUGGAAGGGCAAGUUCGACCAGGCUGAUGGCUGCGCAACUCGAUCUGAAGAGGAUGAGAAGACAUUGGUUAUGUCACUCGAUAUCCGCCUUCGGAGUGAAAGCCAAGAAAGCGUGCGAAGGUUCAUCAGGGCCCAAAACGAAGGGGACGAAGACGAAGAGGACGAAGAGGACGAAAUCGAAGAAGACGAGGAAGACGAAGAGGACGAAGACGAAGAGGACGAAGACGAAGAGGACGAAGACGAAGAGGACGAAGACGAAGAGGACGAAGACGAAGAGGACGAAGACGAAGAGGACGAAGACGAAGAGGACGAAGGCGGAGCUGAGGUCUGA